Ochotona curzoniae (black-lipped pika) is the source of this 3134-nucleotide messenger RNA. RefSeq names its product BMI1 proto-oncogene, polycomb ring finger (gene BMI1). Gene Ontology annotation, cellular component: PRC1 complex. Gene Ontology annotation, biological process: negative regulation of transcription by RNA polymerase II. Lineage: Eukaryota; Metazoa; Chordata; Mammalia; Lagomorpha; Ochotonidae. The transcript has 10 exons. Bases 649 to 1629 code for a protein of 326 amino acids. The record is from RefSeq and is a predicted model, not a curated record. Gene Ontology annotation, molecular function: promoter-specific chromatin binding.
AGUUUCCACUCUGCCUUCAGCGGUGCAUUUUUUUUUUCCACCCUCCCCUCCCCCUCCUCAUCCUUCCUCCCCUCCCCCCGCGUCUCCGCACGCACACACACACGGCGCCCCCCGCCCGCCCUCCUCUUCCUCCCCCCCACCUCACCCCACAGCAACUAUGAUGAAAUAAUAAUCGUAGUAUUAAAGGCAGAGAUCGGGGUGAGACAAUGGGGAUGUUGGCGAGGGCGCCCCGAUCCGGAUUAGAAACACCUCCCGGCCCCGCAGAAUAAAACCCAUCGCGGCCCUCCGCGCGCUCCCUCCCCCGAGUGCCGAGCGGGAGGCGGCGGCGGCCGAGGAGGAGGAGGAGGAGGAGGAGGCCCCGCAGGAGGAGGAGGCGUUGGAGGCCGAGGAGGAGGAGGAGGCCGAGCAGGAGGAGGAGGAGGAGGAGGAGGCCGGGCCCGGGAGGCGGCAUGAGCCGAGCACGGCGGCCGCGGCUCCUCUCGGCCGCGCUCGUUGCCCAUUGACAGCGGCGUCUGCAGCUCGCUUCAAGAUGGCCGCUUGGCUCGCAUUCAUUUUCUGCUGAACGACUUUUAACUUUCAUUGUCUUUUCCGCCCGCUUCGACCGCCUCUCGCCGGCUGCUUUUUUCCGGGAGCUUUGAUCAAGCAGAAAUGCAUCGAACAACCAGAAUCAAGAUCACGGAGCUAAAUCCCCACCUAAUGUGUGUGCUUUGUGGAGGAUACUUCAUCGAUGCCACCACCAUCAUAGAAUGCCUACAUUCCUUCUGUAAAACAUGCAUUGUGCGUUACCUGGAGACCAGCAAGUAUUGUCCUAUCUGUGAUGUCCAAGUUCAUAAAACCAGACCACUUCUGAAUAUAAGGUCAGACAAAACUCUUCAGGAUAUCGUAUAUAAAUUAGUUCCAGGGCUUUUCAAAAAUGAAAUGAAAAGAAGAAGGGAUUUUUAUGCAGCUCAUCCUUCAGCUGAUGCCGCCAACGGCUCUAAUGAAGACAGAGGAGAAGUUGCAGAUGAAGAUAAGAGAAUUAUAACUGACGAUGAAAUAAUAAGCUUAUCCAUUGAAUUUUUUGACCAGAACAGAUUGGAUCGGAAGGUAAACAAAGACAAAGAGAAAUCUAAGGAGGAGGUGAAUGAUAAAAGAUAUUUACGAUGCCCAGCAGCAAUGACUGUGAUGCACUUAAGAAAAUUUCUUCGAAGUAAAAUGGACAUACCUAACACUUUCCAGAUCGAUGUCAUGUAUGAAGAGGAGCCUUUAAAGGAUUAUUACACACUCAUGGAUAUUGCUUACAUUUACACCUGGAGAAGGAAUGGUCCACUUCCUUUGAAGUACAGAGUUCGACCUACUUGUAAGAGAAUGAAGAUCAGUCACCAGAGAGAUGGACUGACAAAUGCUGGAGAACUGGAAAGUGACUCUGGGAGUGACAAGGCCAACAGCCCAGCAGGAGGUAUUCCCUCCACCUCUUCUUGUUUGCCUAGCCCCACUACUCCAGUGCAGUCUCCUCAUCCACAGUUUCCUCACAUUUCUAGUACUAUGAAUGGAACCAGCAACAGCCCCAGCGGCAACCACCAAUCUUCCUUUGCCAACAGACCUCGAAAAUCAUCAGUAAAUGGGUCGUCAGCAACUUCAUCUGGUUGAUACCUGAGACUGUUGAGGAAAACCAUUUUAAACCCCGAUUUAUAUAGAUCUCUUCAUGACAUUACAGCUUUAUAGAUGCUAAUACAUGUGACUAUAUCGUCCAAGUUGUUUUCUUUUGUAGUAUCAUUAAAUUUGGCUAUAAAAGAUGGACUAGAUGUGAUAUUUGUAUGGACGUUAAUUGAAAAGAUUGUAACUGUAACUAUGAAGAAUUGGUUUCUGGGAAAGCAGGCAAGGAUUUUUUCUAUGUGUUAGGAAAGAUGUGAAACGGUUUCUGUAACCAUGUUUGGACUUGGAGAUACUCUGCAGUGGAUGUAAACAUUGGGCCAUAGUUUGUUAAUCUCAACUAACGCCUACAUCACAUUCUCCUUGAUUGUUCUUGUUAUUACGCUGUUUUGUGAACCUGUAGGAAACAAGUGCUUUUUACCUUGAAAUUCAACAAAUGGAAAGAAUAUGCAUAGAAUAAUGCAUUCUAUGUAGCCAUGUCACUGUGAAUAACGAUUUCUUGCAUAUUUAGCCAUUUUGAUUCCUGUUUGAUUUUUACUUCUCUGUUGCUACGCAAAACCGAUCAAAGAAAAGUCAACUUCAGUUUUACACUCUGUAUGCCUAAAAGCGGGUACUACCGUUUAUUUUACUGACUUGUUUAAAUGAUUCGCUUUUAUAAGAAUCAAAUGGCAUUAUGCUUGUUGUACAAUGCCAUAUUGGUAUAUUACAUAACAGGAAACAGUAUUGUAUGAUAUAUUUAUAAAUACUACAAAGAAAACAUUGUGUUUCAUGCAUUCAGAAGUGGUUGUUAAAAUUCUCCCAACUGGUUCGACCUUUGCAAAUACCCAUACCCUAUGUCGAGUCUGGUUUACCAACACGGGAUGUUUUUUAAUUGUGGAUAUCAAAGUUUAAAUUCUGUUGCAUUGGGAGCAACUGCAAAUCAUAAUACCAACUUCUCCAGUAAUAUAUGCCUAUUUUAAAAAUUGUUGCAUUAAAAAAAAAAACUUAAGGCAUACGAAGUAGUGUCCUAAUUUUCUAUCGGUUAUGAUGGGCUUAACUGUUUUAGAAUGCAUACUUAUGACUAAUGUCUGAAACAAAUUUUAAAAUAAACCAGCAAAUUACUGAAGGGAGACAUUUUAUCUGGAUAUUUUAAUAAAUGACACAGCAGUAAUUUCACAUUUAAAAGUUGCUUUAAUAGUUAACAGUGGAAUAUACCCUCUCUGUAAUGUUUGGAAAUAGAAGCGAUGUACUAGGAGCUUCUAUAGGCCUUUUUAAACAGAGCAAGCAUGUUGAAUUUAAAAUAUGGGUAACCACAGCAAAUUUGUUUGUGUUUUGCUUUGGUCGAACUUGGGGUAUGUUCAUCACUCAUCAGUUACUUGUGAGGGUGUUUAUUCUAUAUGAAUAUUGUUUCAUGUUUGUAUGGGAAAAUUGUAGCUAAACAUUUCAUUGUCCCCAGUCUGCAAAAGAAGCACAAUUCUAUUGCUUUGUCUUGCUUAUAGUCAUUAAAUCAUUACUUUUACAUA